Conger conger (European conger) is the source of this 1354-nucleotide messenger RNA. RefSeq names its product SPARC-related modular calcium-binding protein 1-like. Gene Ontology annotation, biological process: extracellular matrix organization. Lineage: Eukaryota; Metazoa; Chordata; Actinopteri; Anguilliformes; Congridae. Bases 193 to 1287 code for a protein of 364 amino acids. The transcript has 10 exons. Gene Ontology annotation, cellular component: basement membrane. The record is from RefSeq and is a predicted model, not a curated record. Gene Ontology annotation, molecular function: calcium ion binding; extracellular matrix binding; heparin binding.
GGAACCAACGAGCUGGAACAUACGCUUCCUUAAUCAACAGAACUCUGGUUUUGUCACAAUGGGUAUGAGCUGGUCAGUCAGCUAGUGCUGUUGCCUUGUCUGAGCUGGGAGCUGGUCCGAACGGGUCAACCAGCUAUCAGCUGUUUUUUUCCAGCAGGAAGUUGAAGAGAAGCCAGUGACAUUCGGAGUGUAAUGGCGGUUGUCCUCUGUACCACAGAACCCAGUCAGUCCAAAUGCCAGCUGGCCCGUUCCCAGGCCCUGGAGACCAGAGGCCGCAGAGAUGCGCCCGCUGUCUUCGUCCCAGAAUGCACUGCAGAGGGAACCUUCCUGCAGGUGCAGUGUCACAGUCAGACGGGGUACUGCUGGUGCUCCACCACCGAUGGAAAGCCAGUCAGCGGGACCUCCGUUCUGCACCAGAAACCCAACUGCACAGGCCAGUUCUCUGAACCUCAGCUGGAGGCCAAUGUGGAGUCUGCUCACAGAGAGGAGGGGGGCAGAAUGACCCCCACCACUGAGCCUGCUGCUGCCCCGCCCCUCCACACAGCAGAAAUCACCGCCCCUCCCUUCUGGGUGACCAUACUGAUGAACUCUGAACCCAAAGGGAACCGCUCUACCAAGCAGUCCACAGACACUCCCCUGGACUGUGAGCGGGAGCGGGCGGCGCUGUUGGCAGAAGUGCGCCCCAUCUGGCAGGAGGACCGUUUUGUUCCAGACUGCAGUGCUGAAGGGCAGUACAGCCCGGUGCAGUGCCACAGAGCCACAGGCUACUGCUGGUGUGUGAGGACUGACACAGGACGCCCCCUACCAGGGACCUCCACUAGGAACAGGCUUCCAGACUGCAGGACAGACAGACCGCUGGAUAGCCUGCCAGACAGGGGCUACACAGGCCGAGCUCUGCCUGGUUGUCCUGGUGCUCGUAAGAAGGAGUUUCUGCAGAGUUUGGCUCAAGCACUCCAGCUAUGGGUCUCUGACCCUGGAGGAGUAACCGGUCCUCACCGGAUGGAGGAUUUACCCCCGGCGGGGUCAGAGUGGCCUUCCCCGGGCGUCUCCUCUGAGCGCGAUGCGUGGGUCUCCGGCGGACCAGAGGGGGCGCUGCGCUGGCACUUCCUGCGCCUGGACGCCGACGGUGACGGGGCGCUGAGCGACCGCGAGGCCCGACCGCUCCGUCACUUCCUGCGCGGCCGGCUCCGCCCCCGCCGGUGCGCCAAGAGGUUCACCCGCUACUGCGACCGCAACCGCGACCGCGGCCUGAGCCUGGAGGAGCUCAUGGCCUGCCUGGGACCGUGAGUCACGCUCUCCAGUGAGAGAGCAGAAGAGAGGCUCUUUUCAUUCUGGAGGGUGGCUGGCACUCAGA